UCAUCACCCCCACAAGAUGUUACAGACAAUUAGCUCACGACCACGCACCUACAUAACUAAAUAAUCUUAUGCAUAACAAUUUCACAAGUGUUAUUUUGCGUUAAUUUUCUUCAGUUAUGAGGGUGAACACAGAGUUUGAGCGUGUUCUUAAGUAUUUUGAUGAGGAUGGGGAUGGUAAGAUUUCCCCAUCUGAGCUCAGGAACCGGCUAGGCAUGAUGGGUGGUGUGUUAUUGUUCAAAGACGCUGAAAAGUUGAUUGAGGAAUUGGAUUCUGACGGUGAUGGGUUUUUGAGUUUGGAAGAUUUUGUGAAGAUAAUGGAGGCAGCAGGGGAAGAAGAGAAGUUGAAGGAUUUGGCAGAGGCUUUUGAGAUGUACCAUGACUCUGAAAUGUUUGGGUUUAUAACACCCAAAAGCUUGCAAAAGAUGCUAGGUAGGUUAGGAGAAUCAAAAUCCAUGGAGCAAUGCACAGCUAUGAUUGGCCACUUUGAUUUGAAUGGAGAUGGCCUGCUUAGCUUUGAUGAAUUUAGAGUCAUGAUGCAGUGAUGAUUAUUUAUUUAUUUGAUUUAAUUGGGGAUGGUUGGAUUUCAUUCAUUUGUUUGUAUAUAUUUUUAGUCUCUACAUCCCCUGUUAGGCUUUUGUAAGAUUCAGUGAGGCUGAUUUGCUGAGCUUUAUAAGCUACAUAUAUUAUUUGGACACGAUAUUCUCUGCUACUUUUGAUUUGUAAUCUGAUUUUUUGGACAUUUA
Glycine soja is the source of this 743-nucleotide messenger RNA. RefSeq names its product putative calcium-binding protein CML19. Bases 117 to 542 code for a protein of 141 amino acids. Gene Ontology annotation, molecular function: calcium ion binding. The transcript has a single exon. Lineage: Eukaryota; Viridiplantae; Streptophyta; Magnoliopsida; Fabales; Fabaceae. The record is from RefSeq and is a predicted model, not a curated record.